ACCAGUAAAUUACUUGCAGCCUGUAUCCAGAAUCAUGACUACAGAAAAAAACCAGGAUCAUAUCACCAACCAGAACCCCAAGUUUCACAUGCCUGAGAAUCUGAAAGAAAAAAAGGAAAAUCUUCUACUCAACUCUGAGAGGCCUACUAGGGUCCUAACGAAAACCAGCCACUCACAAGGAGAGGAUCAACCUUUCAAUAAGACCACAGGGUCACCAACAAAUAAGUUGAUUGAAAAACAUCAAGGAGCUAAAACUGUCUUCAAGAAGUUCGGCAGAAUGAAUUGGCCACUGGACACUCGCCCUUUAAACAAAAGUUUAGUCAAAGACGACAAAUGGAAGAAAACUGAUGAGACCCAAGAGAAGCGCAGGUCUUUCCUUCAGGAGUUUUGCAAGAAGUAUAGUGGAAUGAGUCGUCCUCAAUCACAGCUGUUUCAUAUGGUAUCCAGAAUCUAUGUGGAAGAUAAACACAAAGUCUUAUAUUGCGAGGUACCGAAGGCUGGCUGUUCCAAUUGGAAAAGAAUUCUGAUGGUACUGAAUGGAUUGGCUUCCUCUGCAUAUAACAUCUCCCACGACACCGUCCACUACGGGAAGCAUUUGAAAAAGCUAGAUAGCUUUGACUUAAAAGGGAUAUAUACUCGCUUAAAUACCUACACCAAAGCUGUGUUUGUUCGUGAUCCCAUGGAAAGAUUAGUGUCGGCAUUUAGGGACAAAUUUGAACACCCCAAUAGUUAUUACCACCCAGUAUUUGGAAAGGCAAUUAUAAAGAAAUAUCGACCAAAUGCCUGUGAAGAAGCAUUAAUUAAUGGAUCUGGAGUCAAAUUCAAAGAGUUUGUCCACUAUUUGUUGGAUUCCCACCGUCCAGUAGGAAUGGACAUCCACUGGGAAAAGGUCAGCAAACUCUGCUAUCCAUGUCUGAUCAACUAUGAUUUUAUAGGGAAAUUUGAAACUUUGGAAGAAGAUGCCAAUUACUUUUUACAGCUGAUUGGUGCUCCAAAAGAGCUGAAAUUUCCCAAUUUUAAGGAUAGGCACUCUUCUGAUGAAAGAACCAGUACUCAAGUCGUGAGACAGUAUUUAAAGGAUCUAACUAGAACUGAGAGACACUUAAUCUAUGAUUUUUAUUACUUGGACUAUUUGAUGUUUAAUUACACAACUCCAUUUUUGUAGACUGCAUUCAUUUUGUAAAAUCACAGUAUUCAUGAUGAUGGGCUCAAAUCAGCUACUGUAAUAUUCCUAUAAUUCUCUAUAUGAGAGAAAUUUAACCAAGCGCAGUUGUCCUGAUUUAAUGAAGAUGUUUACCAAAUAAUGUGAUACCAAUUGGCACACAGUUAUAAGGAAAAUCACCUAGCGAAGACAUGUAAACAACUUGAGUUGCUCUAAAAUGUUUGGAAAAGAGCUGCUUUUGCAUUAUGGAUUAUAUUGUCGAAGUAAUAACCUAGCCAGCUGUUAUAUUAACUAAAACAGCCUCUUGGAAUGAUAGGAAAAGGAUCUAAAAUAGCAUGAGUGUGUCUAUAUCCUGGAAUUUAUUGUCUAAAGUGCAUGAAUAUAUUUUUAGCAGUCUGUGGCACAUUAAUCAAACCAUGGAUAGUUUUCUUACAAGCUGGAAAUCUUUUUAUCAACUGUAAUGAUAAAUCCAUUUUGAAAUGAUAUUUUGCACUUAGGCAUUUUACUUUAGGUUGGAAGGCAUGAUAUGAUUUACAAUAUGAGAAUAUAGCAGAAAAACCAGAUGAGUCUAUGGCUUUUUAUAUUCAACAGCCAAUAAAAAAUGCACAACAUGCUAAGAUCAAAGCAACAAAAGCUACCUCCCUCUUACAGAAAAACUUAGGGGAAUUGAUUCUGUUUUUGUUUGAGCCCUCCACAAAGAGAAAAAAUAAAUACAACCACUAAAGGUCUUCAUUUCUGAAGCAGGCGGUUGAGAAGUUUAAGUCUCAUCAGAUAUAAAUGUGCUCCUAAUUCUGGUUUAAUUGGGCAGGGGGGAAAUUGUUUCAGGAUGGAAUAAUCAUCAAAAACAAAAGUUGCCAUUCUGAAUAUAGACCCCAAACAAUAACAAAGUUUUAUAAGAAUAUUAUUUGAAUCAAAGCAUCAUGUGCAUAGCUUUGUAUGUGAAAUACACCCUGUGAAUUUCUUUUGUUUUCAGUUUAAUUAUUCAGCUUGGGAAUGACUUUUUAAAAACUAAUAUACCACUUCAAAGAUAGGUUACAUUCUAGAGAAUAAACAUAAUAAGAGCCCCUAGAAAUGUUUUUAAUAGGCUUAUGCAUAAGCAAAUUAAGGUAUUUUCUUUUUAAGUUUAAAUAGUCUAUACUAACAAAGUCAAAUACCAUUGCAUUUAAAUAUUAAAUCAAAGUCUUUGGAAAAUAGGACCAUGUGUCACCACUAUGAAAAGUUGUAAAGCAUUUUGGAGAUUUUUUUCCAAGGGAUCCUAAAUUAGUAGACACAUUUGGAUAGGAAACUUAUUUUAAUUGGUCAACCAUUAUAUUUAGUCAAGCAAACCCCAUGUCAUUCAAACCCUGUUUAAAUGGCUACUUUGAAUACAUUUCUCUUCCUAAGCUAUCACUUCUUAUCAGUAAAUAUUGAGUAAUGUCUCUCACAGAAAAGUAGGUGUUCAUAUUUGAAUAUUAAUAGACCGAGAUAUUACAGUCAUGCUUAUUUCAUUCUGAUUUUCCGUUUCAUAGCUGAGUAUUCGUGGAUUGCUUCCCCUUGAUAUGCACCUGCCAUGUCCCAUCUGUGUCUCCUAAGGAGUGAGCAAACUGCAACAGGCUAAGAGAUCAUAGUAUUAAGCCUCCUAAACCAACUUUCCACUGCUUUUCCGUUCCAUUUACUCUUGCCCCUAGACCAUACACUUAAGCUGUGCAAUUUAUUUUAAAGGAGUUUCACUGUAGAGUAAUCUAAAUUAUAUAAUUUAAAAUUUUGCUAUCCUAUGUGGAGUGGAUUCCUAUCAACUUAUGGACAUUGAAAUUAUCUUCUUAUGGAGAGAGGGGAAGAAUAGAAAAUAUUCCAAGAAACCUGAAAUUUUAUUCCUAAAAUAAAUAUUUUAUUCCUAUCCUGCUAUAAAGGAUAAAGGCAAUUUUCUCAAAAGUAUUCCUAAAACUAUAUAAGGAACAAACAAAAAACUCCUUUUCAUAGCUUUGGAAAUAAAUAAAUAAA
This is a messenger RNA of Galeopterus variegatus (Sunda flying lemur), 3142 nucleotides long. Its product is annotated as carbohydrate sulfotransferase 9-like. NCBI's taxonomy places the organism in Eukaryota, Metazoa, Chordata, Mammalia, Dermoptera, Cynocephalidae. The transcript is spliced from 4 exons. The record is from RefSeq and is a predicted model, not a curated record. Gene Ontology annotation, molecular function: sulfotransferase activity. The coding region runs from base 35 to 1165 and encodes 376 amino acids. Gene Ontology annotation, biological process: carbohydrate biosynthetic process; proteoglycan biosynthetic process. Gene Ontology annotation, cellular component: membrane.